GGGCGGGCUGCGCCUUCCUGCGAUGGCCCCCCUCGAUCAUGGGUGUCCCGCCGGCAGAGGCCGCGGCCGCGGCGCACUCUUAACCCGCAGGAGGGCGAUGGACGACAUGGCCAGGCACCCCCGGGCCACCCCGCGUCGAGAAAAGUCGCGGAGUUGGUCAAUGAAAACGAUAAGAAGAACGAUAACAAGAACAUUUUGCGAAGUCUCCUGGAGAAGGGGGUGCACUCCUGGAGAACAUUUUGCAAGAAGAGCGUACUCCUGGAGAAGGGGGUGAUGGAAGCACAACUGUCGCGGCUUCGAGAGAUAGAGCAGAUCGUGAUAGGUUGGGCGCAUGCGCCCCCAGGCGCCAGAUUGCAGGCCGCGCACGAGGACCAGCGGCCGGCCGCACAUUGCCCGG
Molecule: messenger RNA, 397 nt
Organism: Amoebophrya sp. A120
Lineage: Eukaryota; Dinophyceae; Syndiniales; Amoebophryaceae
Source: the annotation of a GenBank genome assembly